Messenger RNA from Mytilus trossulus (common blue mussel), 1301 nucleotides. RefSeq lists its product as uncharacterized. The transcript is spliced from 10 exons. The record is from RefSeq and is a predicted model, not a curated record. NCBI's taxonomy places the organism in Eukaryota, Metazoa, Mollusca, Bivalvia, Mytilida, Mytilidae. The coding region runs from base 183 to 1301 and encodes 372 amino acids.
UUUUUAGAAUUAUUUCCCUUUGGCUGAUGCAAAAUAACAUCAAUAAUCAGUAAUCAGUUACUAGGGCGUUUAUCUGGGAUAUUAUGUCAUGUAUGUGGAAAGGUGCAAUAUAUAUAUAAUGAAUGAAUUUAUAGUUCAACAGACAAAACUGAAAACAAGCCUCAACUAAUGAAGAAUAGAAAAUGAAAAGACACAUAUCUAAGGAGCUGCUACAAGCAGAAAGACUGGCUAAACAGAUGGAGUCCGAGGAAUUGGUCACACCCCUACGCCUCCUACUGGUGCUUAUCAUUUCUGUUGUCUUGGUUACAGCUGUAUCGUUUAGCGCUGCCAAUAAAUCAGAUUAUUUACUUUCUGCAUCCGAUGAAACCAUUAAUUUGACUUCAGUUCCCUAUAUUUAUGAUUACACAAAAGCUGAAAAGACAAGGGAAGAGAAUAUGGAAUUUUAUAACCAACCUUUAGAUCAGUGGAGUGUAGAAAAGAGGUCAGGCCUGUCCUUAGAUGAAUUCUGGGAUAUAUAUGAUGGCAAAUGGCCUGUUAUAAUAACAGACGUUGUUGAUAAAUGGCCAGCUAUUAACUGGACUAAACGUUUCUUUCAACAACAUUAUGCAGAUGAAAAAGUUAUGGUAAAAGCUGUUGUGAAUAGAAAACCUGCAGCAUUAGCAGUUGACAUGGACACUUUUAUAAGUGAGCUGGACACUUCUGGACCAAAUGGGUGGACCUAUCUUGAGGAUGAACUAUUUAUAGUCACCAGACCUGAACUGAAGAAAGAUAUUGGUCCUAAUGUGUAUGCAGAAGAAAAUUUCUUUAAUCUGUUCCCAGAUGAAGUAAGACCAUGGGACUGUUUGAUGUUGUGGGGUUCACAAUUUUCUAGGUCCAGUUUACAUAUGGACCCUUACAACUGGACUGCUACAAAUGCUGUUUUGUAUGGUCAAAAGUCAUGGAUGCUUUUUCCACCAGGACAGGAUGAGUUAUUAUAUAUAUAUCCAAAGAGGAAAUGUCAUUUUCCUCUUGAUUGUGUCAGAUAUGAUAGCCCAAUUGAUGCUUUUGUGCCUGAUUCAACCAAGUACCCACAUUUUGAUAAAGCUCAGUAUCUAGAGGUUACAGUUACUGCCGGAGAAAUGUUAAUUAUCCCAACUGGAUGGUACCAUCAGGCUUUUAAUGAAGAGGAGACUCUAGCUAUUUCUAGUCAGAUCAUGAACAGAAAUAAUUACCUGGCUGUGUUAGAGGAAAUCAUUAAAGGAGGGAAUAUCAGUAGAAAGAAAUUACCUGCUUAUUUCAAUACACUGCUACCCCCUGAGUAA